This is a messenger RNA of Ixodes scapularis (black-legged tick), 2666 nucleotides long. RefSeq names its product transcription factor SPT20 homolog. Bases 393 to 2666 code for a protein of 757 amino acids. The record is from RefSeq and is a predicted model, not a curated record. The transcript is spliced from 10 exons. NCBI's taxonomy places the organism in Eukaryota, Metazoa, Arthropoda, Arachnida, Ixodida, Ixodidae.
GUGCUACUGAAUACUAUGGCAGAUAGGCGGAGCAAAACGCCGCCUCAUAUCUCGGACCCAUAUCAGCUUCGCCUCAUAUUAACGAAUUAAUACGUAUGUAAAAUUUUUUAAUUUAAUUUCUAAAUGUUGAAAUGCGAGUUUUUGGUAGUAAAUUUAAAAUUUUACUACUCUUUACUUUGAUAUUAAAAGCGUAUACAGUCCUUAUUAUUUGACGCGCCUAAAUUUGACGACCCUAGACGAACGGUAAAGUGCCGUCUCGCAACACUGCAUUGAUUACGCGGGAAAUGGAUACCUGUCGAUCACAAGAAGCUCAGAAAAUGAGCUUUUUGCGAGUGUUCGAUUAGCAUAGAAGAACGUUGGUGGCGGAUUCUCGGCGCCCGUAGCUGUCCGUGAUGGGCAAAUCUGACGAAUCAAAGGAAAAACCACCUCCACUCUUCGACAACGCCAAGUUCUGCCUCGCCGACGAUCUUCAAGACGAUGAAGAGUUCCAGAAUCUCCUAUUCCGCAAUGGCGGAAGGCUCAUCAACUACCUGUCGGACAACGUGACCUAUGUAAUUGCAGACAACCCUGACAGUCCCACCAUCGGUGAAGCACUGGAAUUGUAUGAGAAGCCGGUUGUCACGAGCUCAUGGGUGCGACUGUCUCUAAAAUGCGGUGCCUUGCUGCCCCUGGAGGCAUUCUCACCACACAAGAACAGGAUCUUCUCAAACUGCACUAUCUGCCCGUCCCAGAUGUCCAGGGCCGACACCAAGGCUGUCUGGGCCAUGGUGACGUUCUACGGCGGGAGGUUCCAGCCGGACUUGGAUGCUUCGUGCACCCAUCUGGUGGCAGGAAAGCCAGAAGGGGCAAAAUAUGAAAGAGCCAUGGUAGCAGCAAACAAGCUAAGGAUUGUGACACCAGAUUGGGUCGCGGAAUCAGUGAAGAAUAAGUCUCUGUGUGAUGAAGAGCUCUACCAUCCACGGCUGCUGAUCAUGCCCAAGCCUCUGUCUCCACCCACGCCUCCGAAACCUCCAACUCCACCAACCACAGUCCCAGUGGUAACCAGUUCACCCAGCCUUGCCGCCUUCCGAAGCAUGCAACAGCAACAUCAGAUGCAACAAUUACUUGCUCAACAUCAACAACAACAGCAGCAGCAGCAGCAGCUACAGCAACAGCUUUCGCAACAGAAACUUUCACAACAGCAACUUUCCCAGCAACUACUCCAGCAACAGCUUUCUCAGCAAGUGCCACAGCAACAGCUAGUCUCCCAGCAGCAAGUUCCACAACAGCAGAUUUCGCAACAGCAAGCGUUUCAACAGAAAGUUUUGCAACAGCAAGUUUCCCAGCAAGAAGUUUCACAACAGCAAGUUCCACAGCAGCAACAGCAAAUUUCUCAGCAGCUGUCUCAGCAACUUUCGCAGCAGCUGUCGCAGCAACUCUCACAGCAACUCUCUCAGCAGCAACUCGCUUCGUCUCCAUCCCCUCAGCAACAACAGCAGCAGCUUCCUCAGCAGCAGCAGCAGCAGCAGCAACUUAGCCAGCAGCUUCAGCAGCAACAGAUGGUGCCAACUUCCCAGUUCCCCGCACGGAUGGUGAGCGUAUCGAGCGGAGACAUCAAAGUGUCACUUGCGGGAGGUCAGGGAAUCAGCAUUAUGACCAUCAACAAGCCGCAGUUGUUGCUGCAGCAACAGCAGCAGCAGCAGCAGCCAGGGGGUGCGGGAGGAGCGGUGGCCGGCUCAGUGCGUCCCCCCGAGGGAGCCCUGAAGCCGGUGAUGCAGAUGCAGCUGAUGCAGCAGAAGCAGCAGUUCCUGCAGCAGAUGCAGCAGAGGCAGCAGUUUCCAGCUGGGCUGCCCGUCGUGGUCACGCAGCAGGGCCUUGUGACACAGCGUCAGUCGUGGCCCACACAGGGUGGUGUGCCGCUCACCCAGCAGCAGAUGAUGCAGCUGAGGCAGCGUCAGCUGCAGAUGCGCCAGCUGACGCCCCAGCAGCAGCAGCUGCUGGUGCAGAGCCUUCAGCGUCAGCAGCAGCAGCAACAGCGCCCGCUGACGGUGCAGCAGUUCCAGCAGGCAAUGCACGGACAGCCUCCCGUCGGGGGUCUUCAGCAGCCGGGCCAGCAGGCACAGCCGCUCAGGCACCCCCAGCAGAUCAUCAUUCAGCAGAUGCAGCAGCAACAUCAGAGGCAGGUCCCUCAGCAGAUGCAGCAGCAACAGCAGCAGCCGGUGCAGCAACCGGGGCAGCAGCCAGGACAGCAGUUUCAGCAAGUCAUUCAGGGCGCAGUGCCAGGCCUGCAGCAACCGCAGCAGCAGCCCCAGCAAGCGCAGCAGCCGGCGGUUUCCCCGAUCCAACAACAGUCCCCUCAGCAACAGCUGGCCCAACCGCAACAGCAGCAGCAGCUGCUCACAGGAACGCAAGUGGUGACGUCGUCCGGCGGCCAGCAGCCGGCGCAGGUGGCGAUGAAGCCUCCGCCCCAGUACCCUUACGCCGGCGAGAGGGUGCUGCCCGUGGCCGCCGGGCACAGGGCACCCUACCGGGCCGGUGUGCCGCCGCAGGCCCCGCAGUUCCCGGAGUUGCGACCAGGGUCUUUCGAGCGUGCGGAUACUCCGUUCAUUUACACCCGUGUAGAGUACCUACCCAGCCUAGCAGUAACUGAAGUGCGACCAAACCAGGCAUUUGUGCGGAGGCUCUAG